This is a messenger RNA of Schistosoma turkestanicum, 918 nucleotides long. Lineage: Eukaryota; Metazoa; Platyhelminthes; Trematoda; Strigeidida; Schistosomatidae. The record is from the annotation of a GenBank genome assembly.
AUGUCUUCGGUAUUAGAACAGCUGAUGGAGAUGGGCUUCACACAAGCUAAAGCGGAAAAAGCCUUAAAGUUUUCUGGUAACAAAGGUUUGGAGGAGGCCAUGGAGUGGAUUGUAGAAAAUGAUAGUGGUGAUGAAGAGAAAGGAACUUCUAACAGUACCACUGAAACUGAAAAAGCGGAUUCGCCAUCAUCUUACAAAUGUGAUGAUUGCGAAAAGUGUCUCAGAAAUGAAGAUGAAGUUCAACUGCACAGUGCACGUACAGGGCACGUCAAUUAUUCACAGUCCCUAGAUAGAGUUUCACCACUGACAGAAAAUGAACGUAGGGAACAAAUGGAGAAACUUCAGGAACUUCUACGUGUCAAGAAGGCCCAAAGAGAAGAACAAGAGAAACAUGAAGAGAUUGAGCGUGAAAAGAAAAGACGUCAGCAAUCCAAAACACUAAGUUCAGCCAAAGCGAAAUUUGAAGAAGAUGAAAUACGUCGUUUAGUCGAACAAAAAAAGCGUGAAAAAGAGGAGGAUCGGGCUUAUAGAGAGAAAUUGAGGGCUCAAAUCGCUCAAGAUCAAAACGAGAAGCGUGCACGUGAAGCGGGUGAAUUACUAUCGACUGCUCCAUCAAAUUCAACUUCUGUACCAACUACAGUACCGGAAACAAAGUCAACAAUUUGCCGUUUAAAUAUUCGCUUACCAUCCGGUCAGUCAAUCAAAGGGGAAUUCGGUGUUAAUGAACCUUUAAGUGCAGUUGCAUUAUAUGUCAGUCAAAAUUGGCCUGAUUCUUCAACUUCCAUUGAUCCACAAUCUAUUCAAUUGAUGACUAGUUUUCCGAAACAAGGAUUUACAAUUGAAGAUAUGAAUAAAUCUCUUUUAAAUUUAGGUUUGUGCCCAUCUGCAGUUAUGAUGGUUCGACAAAUAGCUCAAUAA